AGCGGAAGGCACGCGGCCCCGCUACGUGGUCCAUUCCUAGUCCAGACUCCAACAUCGCCGGAGCGGAGGCGAGCACGCUGAUCGAUUCCGAUCCGCGCGCGAAUGGGCGACGCGGGGGCCGCCGCGAGGGCGGCGAGGGGCGACGGGGCGGCGGCGGCGGGCAUGCGGGUGUUCUCCCCGGAGUACUACGCGCUCUGCGCCGGCGGCGGGAUGCUGGCGGCGGGCGCCACGCACCUCGCCAUCACCCCGCUCGACGUGCUCAAGGUCAACAUGCAGGUGAAUCCGAUGAAGUAUAGCAGUAUUUUUGCUGGACUGAACGUUCUUGUGAAAGAAGAGGGACCUUCGUCACUUUGGAGAGGAUGGGGAGGGAAAUUUUUGGGCUACGGUGUUCAGGGUGGCUGCAGGUUUGGUCUCUAUGAGUAUUUCAAGAAGAGGUACUCUGACAUGCUACCAGACAGUAACAAGAGCACCAUAUACUUCCUUAGCAGUGCCUCUGCUCAAAUCAUAGCUGAUGUUGGCCUGUCCCCAUUUGAAUCGGUUAAAGUCCGUGUUCAGACACAGCCCAUGUUUGCAAAAGGCUUGAUUGAUGGCUUUCCAAGGGUGUAUGCAACCGAAGGCCUGUCUGGCUUUUACAGGGGGCUUUUACCUCUUUGGGGACGGAAUCUUCCAUUUUCCAUGCUUAUGUUUUCGACAUUUGAGCAUACUGUGGACUUCCUAUAUCAGAAAGUUAUUCAAAAGAGAAAGGAGGACUGCUCAACAAUCCAGCAGCUUGGUGCUACUUGUCUGGCUGGUUACAUCUCUGGUGCUGUUGGUACUGUUGUUUCGAAUCCUGCAGACAAUAUUGUCUCAUCCUUGUACAACAAAAAGGCUGAAAACAUCAUACAUGCUGUGAAAAGUAUCGGGCUUCGUAAUUUGUUCAUAAGAAGCCUGCCCAUUCGGAUCACCCUUGUUGGACCCGUCAUAACCAUGCAAUGGUUCUUCUAUGAUACAAUCAAGAUACUGACUGGAUUGCCAACGAGUGGUGGGCUCCCCCGUGAUUUGGAAGAACUUAACGUAUAAUCUGAACAGUUUCAGAUAGGUUUUGUGAUGCAUUUUUUGGUAUCAUACAGACAAGUAUUGUCUACCGUUCUGACUUGCUACGGGGAAGAGUAUGAUUGGUAGUUUCAGCAAACAAGCUACUGACCGAAAUACAUCGUGUUUAAGAUUUCUGUGGCUGCAUAUGAAAAAUGGCUGCCUCGCAUUGUAUGUUUCUGCACGUCUUAACCUUGAGCUUCAGCCCCCCUCCAGGUACAGCAUUGUGGUCAGGUGGUGCUUUACCGGGGCAUUCAUGAUGCUCAGUAUUUAUUAAGGUUGAUGUAUAUGAGAAAAUUAUGCACUCCUCAUGUAUACAUGCAACCUUGUAGUGUAAAUAAUCCUUUUGAAGAAUCGAGAAUUGAGUGAAAUUCUGUGUUAUGUUACUGCUCUUGAUUUUUCUUUCUGUCUUAUAGUUGAUACUUCUUGAAGGCA
Molecule: messenger RNA, 1506 nt
Organism: Panicum virgatum (switchgrass)
Lineage: Eukaryota; Viridiplantae; Streptophyta; Magnoliopsida; Poales; Poaceae
Product: mitochondrial phosphate carrier protein 1, mitochondrial-like
Exons: 6
Coding region: 103-1059 (318 amino acids)
Biological process (GO): mitochondrial phosphate ion transmembrane transport
Cellular component (GO): mitochondrial inner membrane
Molecular function (GO): phosphate transmembrane transporter activity
Source: RefSeq, a predicted model, not a curated record